Microsporum canis CBS 113480 is the source of this 4722-nucleotide messenger RNA. RefSeq names its product multidrug resistance-associated protein 13. Gene Ontology annotation, cellular component: membrane. The transcript has 3 exons. NCBI's taxonomy places the organism in Eukaryota, Fungi, Ascomycota, Eurotiomycetes, Onygenales, Arthrodermataceae. The coding region runs from base 1 to 4722 and encodes 1573 amino acids. Gene Ontology annotation, biological process: transmembrane transport. Gene Ontology annotation, molecular function: ABC-type transporter activity; ATP hydrolysis activity; ATP binding. The record is from RefSeq and is a predicted model, not a curated record.
AUGGCACACUAUAAUGUACGCAUAGUACAGAAUAGUUCCCUUGCAAUUGGGAUUGCCGGAACUUGUCUCACAGCUCUGGCAUCGAUUCCAGCCAUCAGAGCCGUCAUUGCUCGAUACCGUUUGAAAAGCAAGAAUGGUCUCUACCAGUCUUUAAGCCAGUUAUAUCGAGACGAAGAUGGAACUGCAACCGAAGAGUCCUCCAACGCAUUCUCAGAUAGGUUCCAGCGGACCUUGAUCGCUUUGCUUUCGCUUAUAGGCGUUCUGGCGUCUCUGGUGAUCGCAGUGCUCGAUACCGACAGCCAUGGAGCCUACAGCCACCAGCCGGUUCUGCUACAAUGGCUGGUUUUCACAGUUUGGAGCUUACUUCUAACUCAAGCAGCUGCACUAACUAUAGAGCCAUUUUCAACGAAACGAUAUGAGCUGGGCCUUUACAAGGCUUUGUCCUGCUGCUUUCUGCUGUUCAUCAUCUGUGGGCAGCUAUGGUUAAUCAGAUCAAUCGAUGGUUGGCAAUACUUCCAAUCCUUCUGUGGCAUUCUUCUUCUUGUCCAAAUUGCAGCCGGCUUUAUCAGCUGUUGCACCUCGAUCUCCCUCCCUCGCCGUCCUGACGUGUAUAUGGACGGAAAGAUCGUGGACCAGCAAUUUACCCACACGUUCUUCGGCCGUAUUGCCUUCAUCUGGGCAGAUCCUUUGCUUAAAUUCGCUAUUAAAAAUCAAAGACUGGAAAUCGACAACCUCCCGGCGUUGGACUAUGCAACCCGCUCAAGCACCUUGCGAAAAGUUUUCGAUAAGGCGAGAAGGCCGGGGGAAAAGCUUUGGAAGACGCUGGUUAGAGUAUAUGCCAUUCCGUUAGCAACCCAGGUUUUCUUGGUUACCUGUUCAUCGUCGUUGAGUUUUGUUCCGCAGUUCUGUCUGCUUAAAAUACUACGUUCUCUAGAGAAGCGCAACACUGCUUCGUGGGAUCUUCUGGAGGCUUGGGUCUGGGUGUUCGCUCUUGGGGGGUCUACCCUUCUCGCUUCAACGGUCGAAGCAUGGUUAUUCUGGAUUGCACAGUACCAGUUGGGUAUCCCGGUCUAUGAACAGCUCUCCGCCGUAGUUUUCGCAAAGGCCAUGAGACGAAAGGACAUCAAAGGCACAGAAAAGAUUGACGAGCAAUCCGAGCCCAAAUAUAAUAUAGGCUCACCAGGGGACUUAUCGGAUGAUGGCGAAGACGCAAAAAAGACGAGACAAGCCACCAUCAACCACAUUGCAGUGGAUGCCAACCGAAUUUCCGAUUUUGCAUCCUUCAACUGUUUUGUUAUUCUCAUUUUCGUCAAGCUUACGAUCACCAUCAUAUUCCUAACCAACUUGAUUGGCUGGAAAGCUCUCGGUGCAGGAUUACUUGUCUCGUUGAUUAUAACGCCCAUGAACAUAUAUACAGCUGGGAAAUAUAGCGCCUCGCAGAAGAAUCUAAUGAAACAACGUGACCGUAAAAUGGGGGUGGUUUCGGAGGCACUACAAGGUAUCCGUCAGAUCAAGUUCUCUGCCUUAGAACGCCAAUGGCAGCAGAAAAUAUUCGAUGUGAGGGAAGCUGAAUUAAAGGCACAGUGGCAGGCAUUCCUGUACGAUAUCCUACUGAUAACUAUCUGGAUAAUGGGCCCAGUUAUGCUCUCUGCUGUCUCCCUGGGGGUGUACACCUUACUGUAUGGUGCACUAUCAGCCUCUGUGGCCUUUACAACGAUCUCAAUAUUCACAUCUAUGGAGUUCUCCCUCGCAAUAUUGCCAGAACUGAUUGCUGACUUCAUUGAGGCAUUCGUCAGCACAGCGCGUAUAGAAAAAUACCUUGAGUCUGCGGAAAGGGUCCAAUCGACUAUACCAGGGGAAUAUAUCUCCUUCGAAAAAUCUACUGUAGCGUGGCCUGCAGAGGAACUUGAUGACGGGUCGGGACGGUUCAUGCUUCAAAAUCUGAAUAUUACUUUCCCGUCAAAGGAACUAAGUGUCAUUUCUGGAAAGACUGGCUCUGGAAAAAGUUUGCUCCUUGCCGCCAUCCUAGGGGAAGCCGACAUAAUUGAAGGUGUUAUUCGUGCGCCCGUACCGCCACCAAUUGAGGAUAGAUUUGAUAGUAAAGCUACAAAGGUGAACUGGAUAAUCGAUUCCGCUACUGCAUUUGUCGCGCAGGUGCCAUGGAUUGAGAAUGCGUCUAUUAGGGAUAACAUUUUGUUCGGGCUCCCUCUUGACAAAGAAAGAUACGGAAAGGUCAUAUUCGCUUGCGCCUUAGAGAAAGAUUUUGACAUGCUGCCAGACGGUGAGCUUACGGAUAUCGGAGCAAAUGGUAUUAACCUUAGCGGUGGCCAGAAGUGGAGGAUAUCAUUCGCACGAGCGCUGUAUUCUCGUGCCGGAAUUCUCAUCAUGGAUGAUAUAUUCAGCGCUCUCGACACACAUACUGGGCGACAUUUGCACAUCCAUGCUCUGACUGGUGAACUGUGUGAAGGGAGAACCAGAAUUCUUGUCACCCAUCAUGUCGGGCUCUGUUUACCACAGGCAGACUAUGCUGUCCAUCUAGAACAUGGUGCUAUCAAAUAUGCCGGACCUUUGGCUGAACUUCAACGGACAGGAAAACUUAACGAAAUACUCGCCGAAGAGGCAGACGAAAUCGAGACUAAGAAGCCUUCUAGUCCAUCUCGACCUAAAGCUCUCUAUAUACCACCCAGAGAAGUAGAUCCCACUAGCGCGCAAGAUGCGAUUCAGGACCAGAAAAAGGAACCACCAAAAAAAUUCCAGCAGGAAGAGGGUCGUGAGAUCGGUGCUGUUAAACUAAUCAACUAUGUGAAAUAUCUACAUAAUGGAGGUGGCUUUUCAUACUGGGCAAUGGUGUUAUCUUUCUUCAUCCUUUACGCAGUUUUAGCAGUUGUUCGUACAUGGUGGAUCAGUAUUUGGACCAGGUCAGUUCAAGGCACUACUGAGAAAAGCCUCAAUAUCAUGUCCCAUGUCGCCAAUCACGUAUCACCACCUAAAGAGUCAUCCUCUGAUAAAAUAUGGUACUACCUUGGGGUAUAUGUGGCAUUAUCAGUUUUCUCGUGUGUGAUCGGGAGUCUUAGAUAUGCAUCCUUCCUAUACGCGUGCAUUAAGUCAUCGAGGAACAUAUUCCAAAAGCUUACAUAUACUAUUCUCCGAACGCCUUUACGCUGGCUCGACACUGUCCCAGUUGGUAGAAUUCUGAACAGAUUCACCGCAGAUUUCAACCAGAUCGAUUCCAGGCUUCCAUAUGACAUGUCAAACAUGUUAUAUGAGGUCCUACAAAUACUUAGCAUCAUAGCCGCUGGUGUUCUCGUUUCACCAAUACUGAUUGUCUUUGCGACAAUUUUACUUUUAAUAUGCUUCUACUAUUCACAACGCUUCCUCCAGGGAGCUCGCGAAAUCAAGCGUCUUGAAAGUAACUCUAAAAGUCCAAUAUUUGAACAAUUCGGAUCUGCACUGAUAGGACUGGGAACGAUUCGUGCAUUCAGCAAAGGGCAGGCUUACGUAGAACGCAUGUAUGGAAAAAUUGACCGCCAUGCGCAGGCUUACUGGAAUCUGUGGCUGUUUAACCGAUGGCUUGGUUUCCGCAUGAGUGUUAUUGGAGCUGUGUUUGCCGGUGCUACUGCCGCCUUUAUUGUGACUCUAAAGUCGAUUGAUGCCUCGCUUGCCGGGUUUGCUCUAAGUUUUGCUCUGCAAUACACUGCUGCGGUCACCUGGACGUUACGAAAAUAUGCUAAUGUCGAGUUGGAGAUGAACGCUGUGGAGAGAGUGUUCGAAUACUCUGAUCUUGAGAUUGAAAGCCAGGAAGGCCUAGAUGCGCCCGCUGCAUGGCCGACGGAGGGUCGACUUGAAGUCACAGACCUUGUCGUGGGAUAUGCUCCCGAAUUACCACCUGUCCUGAAAGGACUGUCCUUUACGGUCGAGAAAAAUCAGCGAGUCGGAGUUGUUGGCAGGACUGGCGCAGGAAAAUCGUCCCUGACCUUAGCGCUUUUCCGCUUCUUGGAAGCUCGGUCAGGGUCCAUCUAUAUAGAUGGCAUCGAUGUCUCGAAGAUCAAGCUUGCACACCUACGAAGUCGCCUUGCCAUUAUUCCACAGGACCCAGUUCUAUUUUCAGGAACCGUUCGGUCGAACUGGAUCCAUUCGACGAAUAUCAGAUCUGAGCUUCACAGUGCCCUGGAACGCGUCCACCUAAUUCCUCCGGUAGACCAAGUGUCAGCCCACUCUUCCGUAGCUGAUGCCGUUAGGUUAUCAGUAGACUCAGGGUCAAGCACACCAACUGCAAUCGAAGCGAGCUCUGCUAGCAGCACCAUGGCAAGCAGGACUGGCAUAAAUAUCAAUAUCUUCAAGAAUUUAAAUUCAAAUAUAUCCGAAGGUGGUCUUAACCUCUCUCAGGGUCAACGUCAGCUGCUUUGCCUAGCACGAGCUAUCGUAUCUCGCCCUAAGGUCAUGGUUCUCGAUGAAGCUACCUCAGCUGUUGACAUGGAUACCGAUGCGCUUAUCCAACAAUCAAUCCGGUCUGAGUUUGGCCGUAACUCCAGUACUCUUCUGGUUAUUGCUCAUCGAUUGAGUACUAUUGCAGAUUUCGAUCGUAUCCUUGUUUUAGAUGCUGGAAAGGCAGUUGAGUUUGGCGCACCGAAAGACUUGAUGAAUAUUGAAAACGGUGUAUUCAAGAAUUUGGUAGAAAACAGCGGAGAGCGAGAGGCCUUGGAAAGUAUUGUUCUUGGCUAA